Messenger RNA from Formica exsecta, 1447 nucleotides. It is a transcript of the gene Dnz1, whose product is annotated as palmitoyltransferase ZDHHC3. The transcript is spliced from 4 exons. Gene Ontology annotation, cellular component: Golgi apparatus; endoplasmic reticulum. Gene Ontology annotation, molecular function: protein-cysteine S-palmitoyltransferase activity. The record is from RefSeq and is a predicted model, not a curated record. Bases 411 to 1244 code for a protein of 277 amino acids. Gene Ontology annotation, biological process: peptidyl-L-cysteine S-palmitoylation; protein targeting to membrane. Lineage: Eukaryota; Metazoa; Arthropoda; Insecta; Hymenoptera; Formicidae.
AAGGAUGAAUAUAUAUAUGUAACGUAGGUUGGCUACAAAAAUGGUGAAUUAGACUCUCGCUCAAGUGUCUCUAUCACAGCUGUUCCGCUGUAUCAGAGCGGUGCUGUUUGACAGAUCGGCUUUCUAAUCGGUCUCUCUCUCCAUGGAGAAUCAAAACCAAAUAAAACUCGGAUAGCAAGAUUUCCGUACCAUAUUUUUCGUUAGAAUCGUCAGACGCGACGAAUUUGCGCGGAUUAUGCGUUAUAUACGUCAAUCAACAUUGAUGGAUGUCUGAAUUAAUGUCGAAAGAUUAAUAUAAUAUGCAGCCGUUCGGCAGUAAACGGAUGACAUGAGACGUGCGUGUACCGUGAUGAGGAACUGCGAUAUUAUUAAGCAUCGGGUGGGAUACUUGCCGUUAGCGAAAACGAAAAAUGUUCGUCAGAGAUCCCUGUGGCAUCAUAUGCAUCAUCGUCACCUACAUAGCGGUGUUUUAUGCGGAUUAUGUUGUAGUACGAUGGAUCGUGUUGCAUACUAUGCAAGACAGCUUAUGGGGCCCAUUCCAUGUAGUAGCAUUCAACACUGUUGUACUUCUUUUAAUGAUGGCACACUUGAAAGCUGUCUGUAGCGAUCCUGGUAUAGUACCCUUACCACAAAAUAGAAUGGACUUUUCCGAUAUUCAUGCUUCUGGAGGUAGUGAAGAUCAUGAAGGCGAUGAAAAGGACGAUUGGACAGUAUGCACUAGAUGCGAAACAUAUAGGCCACCUAGAGCGCAUCACUGUAGAAUUUGCAAACGUUGCAUCAGGAGAAUGGAUCAUCAUUGUCCAUGGAUCAAUAAUUGUGUCGGCGAGAGGAAUCAAAAAUACUUUAUACAAUUUCUGGUAUAUGUUGGUGCAUUAGCUAUAUAUGCUAUUAUUUUAGUUAUUGUGUCAUGGAUUUAUGACUGCCCGCAAUGCAAUAAUGAUAUUGCAAUCAAGCAAAAUCGCAUUUUACAUUGUGUGAUAUUAGUUUUGGAGUCCGCAUUGUUUGGUAUGUUUGUCAUAGCGAUUCUGGUGGAUCAGUUUCAAGCGAUUCUAGGUGAUGAAACCGCUGUGGAACGAGUACAAGGUAUACAACAGCGUUAUCACAAUAAGAAUACACCACGGACAUUUACACUUUUGUCCCAAGUAUGUGGCAAGAGCCAUCCUAUAUUUUGGUUGUUGCCUUGCCACAAUCCACCGCGUUAUUCCUUCAGGAAGGAUGCGUAUUUAAUCGACCACGAAGUUUGAGAUUAGACAGAAGAGUGUAUUAUAUCUGCACAGUAUUUCUUUUCUUUGUAUUAUUUUUUUAUACAAUUUAUUAGUGAUUCUUUCUUCUUAGAUUAUUAACUUAAUAUGCCUUUGUGCAUGAAUUAUAUAUUGACAUUAUUAUAGAUUUGAGACUUGUAGCUAUAAUUUUUCUACGGCGCAAAAAUAAAAUAUUUAUAUAUCCU